Messenger RNA from Acanthopagrus latus (yellowfin seabream), 1551 nucleotides. It is a transcript of the gene igsf5b, whose product is annotated as immunoglobulin superfamily, member 5b. Gene Ontology annotation, biological process: cell-cell adhesion. The record is from RefSeq and is a predicted model, not a curated record. The transcript has 11 exons. The coding region runs from base 177 to 1286 and encodes 369 amino acids. Lineage: Eukaryota; Metazoa; Chordata; Actinopteri; Spariformes; Sparidae.
GACAGUUUUGGGUGACAUGGCUGAGCACCAAGCACGAGGAAUAAGCAGUAUCGUUGACAUGACUCCACUGUGUUUGCGUGUGUCUGUUGGUGACCACUAGCUGCUGAUCCACAGAGACAACGGGCUGAGGUGCAUUCAGAGUUAAACAAUGGAUUGACUGGACUAACUGACCAAACAUGGACAUCCUUUCUCUGCUAGCGUUCCUGCUGUCGUGCAUGAUUCAAGAAGUUGGAGCUGAGAUGAAGCUGUCACCUGAAGAACUAACCGUCCUGCGAGGUGAAGAGGCCCAGUUCACCUGCAGCACCACCAACAUCCAGUGGGCCGUUAUGACGUGGCAGCUGAACCAGAUACCGGUUCUUACCAUCCACAACGACACUGGGGUCCUGCCUGUUGCCAACCCUGAUGUGUCUGCUAAGGAAAGCCCUGACUCACCGGGAGACUGGGUGUUCAGCCUGAAAAACAUAGAGAGGCAACACCGGGGAGAAGUGACCUGUAACCUCCAGGACAUUGAUAGGAGAACAGCAAGCCUGUCUGUACAAGAAAAGGGCAACGUUAAAGUCUUUGGGGACAACAAGCUGGUUUUGAAGGGGGAGUCGGCCCUGUUUGAAUGCCAGGCAGCAGGAUGGUACCCUGAGCCCAGUUUACAAUGGCAAGUGGGUGACAAACUGGUGAGCCAGAGUGAAUACAACAUCAGCAUUGAAGAGUCAGGGAAAGACCUCUUCACUGUGACCAGCUUCCACAGUGUAACGGCAGCAAAGAGCUCUCAUGUGGUUUGUCUGGCCUCCGUGUCUGCCCUCACCAGACCACUGAACAGCAGCGUCCGUCUGACAGUGGUUGCAGAGGUGGUGCAGGAUGGAGAUGACUGCACUGUCCUGCUGGCUGUAACUGCCCUCCUCGCUGCUCUUUUGCUGCUCCUCCUGCUCUGCAUCGCCGCCGUCCUCUGCUACAGACAAAGACGACAAGCAAAAUCGAGCACAAAGGAGGCAAUAUGGUUCAGCCAAUCAGGGAGUGGGGGAGGCUCGGUUGCUGAGGCAACAGGGGGGCAGUUCAACCCAGGGUACACUAGUGAGGGCCCAACAGAUGCAGUUUACAAUGAGCUGUUCAUAGAAGCUGGUCGCACGAUGGACUUUGCCACUUUUACCAAAGUAUUGAAGGGGGAGGAUGGUUACUCUGAGGCUUUUAAGGUUCCUGAUGUCGUGUCCUCCAGCAGCUGGUCUGAGAGCCAAACCCAGGCGUCUCUAUCAGAGGAAAGCUCCAACAAUGUCAGGAGGAUCACCACAGUUUGAAUAUGUUUAUUACAAUGUCAUUUGAUGUCACAAAAAAGGAUGGUUUACUCUUACAUUACAGGUGGGCCACUCACCAGCAGUUAUGUGGUGUAAUGUUUCACAUUUUUGUAGCUAGGAGCUAAUGUUGUUUAAUUAUUCUGAAAGAUAAUGUCAUACCUUUAUCUUUACUUUUAAUGUGUCCUUAAAAGAUGUCAGCUGUCUUUUUAUUUUUUACCAUGACACAGAUUGUUGUUUUUUUUUUAUAAAUAAAAUCAUUUUCAACAGA